Messenger RNA from Nicotiana tabacum (common tobacco), 1312 nucleotides. Lineage: Eukaryota; Viridiplantae; Streptophyta; Magnoliopsida; Solanales; Solanaceae. The record is from RefSeq and is a predicted model, not a curated record.
UGCUUCCACAAUUGAGGAGUGUAACUUCGACGGAAUUGGGUUGUGAUGCGCGGGGCUUUUCACGUGCUGGAAAGGAUACGAGGGUAUGGUAUUGUGUUGUUUUAGCUGGGAGGUAUAGCCAGGAGCUCAAUGAAAUGCGUGAAACUGUUCGCAGGGUUCAAAAAACUCUUUCAAAUGAUGGAGAAUUGACUGCAGUGGAUCAAGAUCCAUCAUCUGCACCAGCUCUGCUUGCACUAAAACAGAAACGACUGACAUUUACCUGGCUUGAUGGGGAAGCACAGAAAAGUUUCUGUUUCUUCUACAUUAAUUCAGAAAAUAGUUAUGAGACCUGCGGGCCGAGGAGGGAUAUAACAGACAUAGCACAAUUGUUUAUUGUACGCUAUGAGAGGAAUGGUACAGAGGAUGUCGAAAAGCAGCCAACCAGCAGAUACUCAGCAUUGUACAAUGUUGAAGCUGAUCCUGCAUCUCAGCUCGUGGCAAAAUACAAUGGUUCUAAUAAAAUUGAAGAGAUUGUACAAUGGAUUUCUGAGAUAAUCAAAGAUGGCGACUCCAAGAGUCUUCCUUCAUUUAAAACAAGGACUCCUGAAUUGGUUCCGGAGGAUGCAGAUUCCAGUUGGUCAUCUUGGUCUCAAGGAACCGUUGGCCCUAGUGGAGGAUUUAAUCAUAGGAUCAAAAGUUUCCUAAAUAGAAUUCACGAUUACAGUGGUGAUCCAAGGGUUGGACCCUUUCUGCUCCUGGCAGCAUUAAUCUCAUUUGGUAGUGUUUGGCUGAGGAGAAGUAAGGUAGCUCAGUCAAGCGAACCAGAUCAUUCGAGCGAGAGAUCCAAUGAGCCAGAACAUUUGAGCCGGCAGACCAGGGAGUCUGAUCACACUCAGCCAAGCGCAAAGGACGCAACCACACGAAAGCGAAGAAAUCGCCCAAGAAACGAUCUUGUUCCACCUUCUAUGACUGACGUGGAACCGAAAGAUGCUUGCGAAGUGGAAUUUUCAGAUUCUGAUACUGGCUAGUUGGAUUCAAAUAACUGCUGGCUGUUUUAUUAGCACAGGGUAGAAGCUGAAAUUUGUUGCGAGCAGGCGGAUGACUAACAACAACCUCCCUUACAUAACUGGUUGCCUUGCAGGCAUCAAUACCAUAUACAUUGAGAUCGAUAAAGUUUCUUGAUGUGUAAACAUAUCGGUAGUUUAGUUUUAAUUUAUGAACAGAGAAUUGAUAAAAUAGUGACCAAGAUCAUAUGUCACGACUGAAAAACAUUACUGCAAAAAUAUAUCACGAUUCUGAUAGAGUAAAGUUCAUUAUAAUAUUUAGAAUCUUC